Messenger RNA from Corticium candelabrum, 932 nucleotides. RefSeq lists its product as uncharacterized. Bases 335 to 727 code for a protein of 130 amino acids. Gene Ontology annotation, molecular function: calcium ion binding. The record is from RefSeq and is a predicted model, not a curated record. The transcript is spliced from 5 exons. Lineage: Eukaryota; Metazoa; Porifera; Homoscleromorpha; Homosclerophorida; Plakinidae.
UAGACAAGUCGUAUGAGCCAAAGAUUUAACCUAAUGACGUCAUAAGGGUUGCUUCGAUCAUCGAUGCAUCUAGCAAGCUCACAAAUGUAAAUGAUCUAGCGCACAAUAAUCAGUGUGGUAUGCUAACGCGCGUUAGCACAACAACGCUCGUUAAUAGUUCCAACGUACAUACAACCGAUACUCCGGGUCACUUCCGUGAGGCUUACAUUCCCGUAUAUAGCGUGAGUGUGGGAGUGGGAGCUGCCCGUUCUGUAAACCCAGCCGUGAAGUAUUGGUUUUCAAGAAGUACGACAUAGACGAAAAGGGAUACAUCGCACUAGAAGACCUGAAGAGGAUGGUCUACGAUAUGGGCUAUGUUAUGAGUGAAGCCGAAUUGGUGGCCGCUGCAACGCAAUUAGACAAGAAUGGCGACGGAAAGAUCACCUAUAACGAGUUUGCGAAUUGGUGGAAAGUGGGAGAAGACCGUUUCGAAGCUCUCGAGUUGUCAGAGAGAGUUCAAGCACAAUGGGCACAGGCAAUCGAUUUCUUCAAAUAUUAUGACAAGGACCUGUCAGGAGACAUUGAUCCGGAUGAGUUCAAGCCUGUAUACAAACAACUGCUCGAUGCUGGACACAAACUGGGGACUCUGGAGCAAGCGAUUGCGACCCUAGAUACGAAUGGAGACCAUCUCAUCUCUCUCAACGAGUACAUUGGCUGGCUGGUCAAACUCGGUGCGCUGUCACUCUAGAGACAAACUGUGAAAAUCUAAAUUUUGGACGCAAUCAUGAAAGUGUAUAAAAUCAAAAAAUUGGCUGGUUGACUUAAGAAUGCGUUUACGUGUACACCGACCUAUUUCACUCUGUAUGGGUGACAUGUGUGUAUCUUGUCAGGCUCAACACCUUGACUGCAUAGUGUUUAGUCUAUACAAGUAAAUAUAUUGUUGUACGGCCCUA